Molecule: messenger RNA, 1135 nt
Organism: Rhodamnia argentea
Lineage: Eukaryota; Viridiplantae; Streptophyta; Magnoliopsida; Myrtales; Myrtaceae
Product: histone-lysine N-methyltransferase SUVR3
Exons: 2
Coding region: 62-1099 (345 amino acids)
Cellular component (GO): nucleus
Molecular function (GO): zinc ion binding; protein binding; histone methyltransferase activity
Source: RefSeq, a predicted model, not a curated record
CUUCAUACUGAGGGUCGGCAGUGUUUAAAAAAAAAAAAAGGAAAAGGGCACCUUCCCCGUUAUGGCGCCCUGCAAGCGUCGUCAACAGGCCGUGGACGAAGUCGAAUCCGCCCACAAUCCCUUCUUGCAAUGCGCGGAGCUGAUCCUCCCAUGGCUGACCCCGCAAGAACUCGCCGCCGUCUCCCUAACCUCUGCCUCCCUCCGCCGCGCCUCCCUACCCGUCGCCCUCCGGCGCUCCUCCGACGCCUCCCGAGGCCUCGAGCCCCUCCCCGUCCCCUUCCGCAACGCCGUCGACUCCCGCCCCUACGCCUACUUCCUCUACACCCCCUCCUCUCGGGUCCUCUCUCCGCUUAACGAUACCCUCCUUCGCCAAUCGUGGGGCUCGACCCGGACGCUCGCUCGAUCGACCGCAUUUCCGGGUCGGCCGAGUCGCGAGGCGGUGGAUGUUGUGGGCGACGUGGUGUUGGGGUGCGAUUGCGAGAGAUGCGAGGGGCAUGAUUGCGCUUGUUGGGGCGGCAAGGGUGGGGAGGAGGAGGAGGCGGUGGUGACCGAGUGCGGCGCGGGUUGCGGGUGUGGGGCGGAGUGCGGGAAUCGGGCGAGCCAGGGUGGUGUGGAGGUGAGGUUGAAGAUUGUGAGGGAUAAGAAGAAAGGAUGGUGCUUGUUAGCGGAUCAGGCGAUCGACAAGGGGCGAUUUGUGUGCGAGUAUGCAGGUGAACUCUUGACAACGAAAGAGGCGAGGGCGCGACAAAAAGAAUAUGAUGAACUUGCAACGAGUCGAGGGUUCUCAUCUGCCCUUCUGGUGGUGAGGGAGCAUCUUCCCUCUGGAAAGGCCUGCUUGAGGAUAAACAUUGACGCCACGAAAGUGGGAAAUGUCGGGAGGUUCAUCAAUCAUUCCUGUGAUGGCGGCAACUUGUCCACAGUGUUAGUGAGGAGCACAGGAGCUUUGCUUCCUCGCCUCUGCUUCUUCGCUUCGAAAGACAUACAACAAGGUGAAGAGUUGACUUUCAGUUAUGGAGAGAUCAGGCUCAGGUCCAAUGGGUUACAGUGCUGUUGCGGGGCUUCUACUUGUUUGGGAAUACUUCCUUCAGAACAUACUUAAAAAGCAAAUGCAAAGCCAUCACUUUGGUUAGCACCA